GUUAGAAGAGUCUGGAUGCAAGCCUGUCAAAUUUCAUCUGAAAGGAGGAAAUCAUUUAGAAAAAAUGACCAGAGAACUCUCCGCGACAGGGUUGCAAACAUUCUGGGCGUUCCGCAUGAAAAUGUAAUAAUCAUCGGCGUAGAACUUGUCGCGAGUUUAUGCGUUACAUUGUUGAUUCCCAAAACAUACGCCGAUGUUUUUCAAAACAUGUUGAAAGAAAAUCUACAAUUCGAAGAACUCACUGCUUUAAGCAUUGAUUGGAUAUGUAUUGACGACCAAGAGUACAAUUUAACAGGAACCGAUGAAAUUAGCAAGGCAGAACAGCAAGAAAAAAUUGUGAGUAUUAAAGACCUAUACAAAGAAAAGUCUCAACUUUUGGAGGAAACAGAAUUACAAAAUUUGGAAUUGCAGAAAAAUCUUGACGCAGUUAAACAAAUGUUGGAUAUUGAGAAGAAACGUAGAAUAGAAUUAGAAAAUCAAUGUAAAUUACAAAAUAACGUCUACAAAAGAUUUAAAAAAGAAGUUCUUGUCCAUUAAAUCCAAAGUUCAAAGAAAUAUGUCUCCAGAAAAUAACAGAAAAACUACCGUCUUACUAAUAUUUUAAAAUCUCUCUUCAAGAACAUUAUAUGGGCGUUACGAAGGCUAAGAUGUAGUGGAACAAAAAUGCCUGUUUAGUGACAGUAUUUAAGACGAAAGUAAUGUCAUUCUUGAUUGCUAUAUGUACGAUGACUUUCUACAAUCUAUAUUUGAUAAAGCUAAAACUAUAGAUAAUGCAUUUUUAAGAAUGUCUAAAAAUGAGCAAUGAAUAUUUAUGUUUCACUAAAACUGAAAUGAUACGUUCUUGUGCCAACACCUGUUUUAAUAUUCUAUUUUCUAUUUCUUUGUAAAUGAUGACAUUGUGCUUGCCUUAAACAUAAUGUAUUUUUACCUAAGUUUAGGUAAUCACUGCUAAUCAGUUUAUGCAAGAUCUUUUCUUGGAUGAUAAACGAUCUUUUAAUUUUUUUUUCUUAUACGCGCGUUAGGGCUCCGUUACAGUUUUCAAUUUUUUAAUUAAUCUUUUGAAGUUUUAAAUUUUCGAUUAGCGAUGGUUACCUAACUUUAUUAUUCUGUUUAUAUACAUUGCAAUUGUACUCUAUUCGAUUCUAGUG
Ruditapes philippinarum (Manila clam) is the source of this 1148-nucleotide messenger RNA. RefSeq lists its product as uncharacterized. Bases 16 to 537 code for a protein of 173 amino acids. The transcript has 2 exons. NCBI's taxonomy places the organism in Eukaryota, Metazoa, Mollusca, Bivalvia, Venerida, Veneridae. The record is from RefSeq and is a predicted model, not a curated record.